AUGUCAAAUGAGUGUAGUGAAAGUGUGAGUUCUGAAAGUAUGUUUGAUGUUAAUGUAGAGGGUGUGAAUGGUAGAGGUUUGUCAGAUGAUGAGUGGGAGUCUGAACACUUAGUUAGUGAAGCAGAAAGUCAUGAAGAAGAUACGGAUGUAGAGGGUUAUGGGACUUUUACAACAUUUGUGUUGCCAAAAAGUAUGGUUGACUUUAAGUGGGAAGUGGGGACAUACUUUGCUGAAAAGCAAGACAUAGUGGAGGCUAUAAAAAGCUANGCCUUAGAUAAUGGAAGAAAUGUUCAUUUUGUUAAGAAUGAUAAACAAAGAAUGAGGUUCAAGUGUGUGGGUGCAAAAGGUAAAUGCCCAUGGAGGUUAUAUUGUGGUUAUAUGAAGGCUGUGAAAACAUGGCAAUUGAGGACAAUACUGGACANCCAUACCUGCAGCAGGGAAUUCAACUUGAAAUUAAUUGAUUCCAAGUGGUUGAGCAAGAAGAUAGAGAAAAGUAUUAGAGACAAUCCUACAAUGAAGGGUGUGGACAUAAGGGAAAAAGUUCAAAGGAAAUAUAACGUUGGUAUUUCAAGGUGUAUGGCCUAUAGGGCAAAAAACCGAGCAAGAGAGCAAAUUGAUGGCUCCUUCAAAGAACANUAUAAAAGGUUAUAUGACUAUGCCCAUGAGUUGCUGGCCAAAAAUCCAGGCUCAACAGUGAAACUAAAGGUUGAUGAUGUGGGGGGUGAAGUUGUUUUCAAGAGAUUCUAUGUAUGUUUAAAGGCUUGCAAAGAUAGUUUUAANUCAUGCAGGCCUAUUAUUGGUUUAGAUGGAGCAUUUCUGAAAGGUAAGUACGGUGGUGAGUUGUUAACAGCUGUGGGUCGAGAUGGGAAUGAUCAAAUGUUGCCAAUUGCGUAUUGUGUUGUUGAAGUUGAGAACAAGGAGUCAUGGAGGUGGUUCUUGGAACUAUUAAUAGAUGACCUUGGAGGGCNAACAAUUUGUGCUUCAUUCACCUUCAUGUCAGACCAGCAGAAGGGUCUACUUCAAGCACUAGAUGAAUUGCUUCCUAAAGUGGACCAAAGGUUUUGUGUGAGGCAUAUGUAUUCCAACUUCAGGAAGAAAUUUCNUGGUAAAAACCUGAAGCGUUUAAUGUGGAGGGCAGCUUCAGCCACACAUCCACAAACCUGGGAGAUGGAAAUGAGAAACAUAAGAGCACUGAAUGAAGAUGCUUAUAAGCAUUUGAUUGUCAUCCNUCCAAGGCAUUGGUCAAGAUCAAGGUUCAUUGAAAGACCUAAAUGUGACACCUUAGUAAACAAUAUGACUGAAGGCUUCAAUAGUGUCCUCCUUUCUACCAGGAGUAAACCCAUUAUUACUUUGCUGGAGGAGAUACNUCUUUACCUCAUGCAAANAUGGGCCAAGAACAGGUCAAGCAUAGCAUCAUUUACUGGAAGCAUUUGUCCAAAGAUCUUAUCCAGAUUUAGAAAGGAAUCUGAGUUAACCAAAAAUUGGAUUCCUAG
Molecule: messenger RNA, 1493 nt
Organism: Vigna radiata var. radiata (mung bean)
Lineage: Eukaryota; Viridiplantae; Streptophyta; Magnoliopsida; Fabales; Fabaceae
Exons: 3
Source: RefSeq, a predicted model, not a curated record